Cloeon dipterum is the source of this 1618-nucleotide messenger RNA. Its product is annotated as F-box/LRR-repeat protein 15-like. NCBI's taxonomy places the organism in Eukaryota, Metazoa, Arthropoda, Insecta, Ephemeroptera, Baetidae. Bases 223 to 1104 code for a protein of 293 amino acids. Gene Ontology annotation, cellular component: cytoplasm. The record is from RefSeq and is a predicted model, not a curated record. Gene Ontology annotation, molecular function: protein binding. The transcript is spliced from 7 exons.
AAACAACAAUCAUCAGCCUUGGAAGAGGGAGGCGUGGCUUGUGACAGAAGGACGGUGGGUUUCUACGUUUCUAGUUAAUUUUCAAAUUAAUUGAUCAUUGAUCGUCACCAUCGCUGAAGCAGGAGUGCCGCACGUCCACCAAAAGCGAAUCAGCCAUCAUUGUAGAUAGGAGCAACCAUGACUUGAAAAGUCCACCUCAUAAUCGCUUUUCAAAUAAUUGGAAUGUCAUCUGCUUCAUCUUCAGACCGAGUGACUCCUUUAAUCUAUGAACUAGCCUGGGAGGAUGUGGUUUUCCCGAAUAUUUUGGCCUGCCUUUCCAUCAAGGACUGCUUCAACCUGCGCGCUUCGUCCAAAGAGUGCAGGUCCAUGGUGGACGAGUACUUCACCAAGAUUAGAAGAGUAAAUCUUUCACAGUACAAAUCUUUUACCCCGGCAGCUUUUAAGGUUUUGUCGACAAAAGUGAUUAACAUCCGGCAUUUAAAUUUGGCAAACUGCAAAUGGAUCACCGAUGAGCUUCUAGCGCCAGUGUUUGAAAACAACAAGCAUUUGACUUUCGUCAACCUGAGCAACAUCUGCACCGGUUUAACAGCAGCUGCCCUCCAACCUUUAAUUUUAAAUUGCAAGGAGCUGAAGAUAUUGAGACUUCAAAACUGCCAUUGGGUUACCCAUGGGAGCAUCGAGGCUCUGUCGUUUCAUCAAACCGAGCUUGAAGAGAUUGACUUGACAUCAUGUUCGGAACUAGGAGACAGAGCCGUCACAGCGCUGCUUGAAAAGUUUCGGAACCUGCGCAUUUUGUGCUUGUGCAACGUUAGCUUCAUCACUGACCAAACCUUGUUUGCUAUUGCAAGCUACAGCAAAAAAAUUCAGCACCUCAACCUGAGAGGAUGUUGGAGAAUCACCGACAUUGGAUUGAGAUCGGUUGGCGAAUACUGCGUCAAUUUGAAAUCGCUUAUGGUAAGGGAUUGCCGUAACGUUACUGAGUUCAGUUUACAGCCCCUACGCACAAAAGUUUUCAUAGACACGCAGCCGCAAGACGCUGUGUAUCUUCACCAAGGGUUUCCCGUCGGUGCCUGUCGUAUCAACAGAAUCAACAUGCAGAUUUAAUUAUUGAUUUUUUUAAUGGACAACCUCUGAAAAAUAGUUGGAAGCUCAAGUAGAGAUGUUUGCGAUUAUGUUGCUCAACUUAUUUUGAUUUGAGGCCCCAAGUAGUCAUUGGGUGUACGGUCAAAAGACAUGUUGCAAUAAUUUUGACAGAAAUAAUAAUAUUCAUUUACUUUGAUCUCAAUGUUAAUUUAUUUAUCAAAGUGAAAUAGUCAUUUUGUUGUAUGAAAACAUAAUUAUAUGUGUUAAGUGUCAUUUAUUUAAUGUCGUGAUCUAAGGAAAUGUGUUCCAAACUAAGUUUAGUUUACUGACAAUUCAUAGUUAUUUUACUUCUUUGUAAUAACAUGUUAUAUUUAUAUUCCUGUGCUGCGGUGUAAAUGACUGUUGUCACACAAAAGCUAUUGAAAUGUGACUCAAAAUGGAUAAAGGGUGAAAAUAUUUGCAUUGACAUUUUCAAUGCUACUAAAUUUUAUAAUGUUAAAUACCGAGAAAUUAAUAAAUGUUUUAUCUUAAUUAA